UGCAAUAUCAUUCGGACAUGAGCUGCGAAGAGGAACUGGGAUGUGGAAAAAGAAAAAAAUGAAGUGCCUUGGCUUCUGAUUACAGCAGUGAGCAAGACACGACUGACGACUCGGGUGAUGACUCAAACUAUCGCCCUCCAAGGCCGCCAACACCACCUCAACUGGUAACAAACAUUGGUGGCUACGACUCAGCUGCUGCCCACGCGUCAUUCAAGAUGCCUGGACGACACCGAAAGAAACGCUCUGCAGGUAUUGUACAUCUUUUUCACUUCAACUUAAAAAUGUAAAAAAAAACUGACAUGGCAAAGUAUGCCAAGUAGAUUUUGAUUUAAGUUUCCAAUGUGUUGCCAAUCUGAAGCAUUAUUGUUGCAAGAAAGUAACCUUAAGUUCCCCUAUGUUAAUGCUAAAUACCAAAUCCUUUGUAUUCACUGUAAGCACGAUAUUGCUCUUGGCAAAGCAACUUGUGUAUGUUUCCUAACGCAACAUCACAAAGUAAAUUUGACUCAUUCGCCACAAGGAUGCACGCAACAGUUCAGUCGUGAUAUGUUAGUGCUGCUCACCACUUUUUAACGACACUUUUAUUGGACUUGUUCAAAUAUGCAUUUGUACUUUCCAGGACAGUCACCUUGCAUGCUUCCAGAGUUAUUUCUUUCUGGAGCUUGCAAUAAGGGUAAUUAAUGCAUGGUGUCACUCUCAAUUUCAGGCCCAUCUACCACUUCCUCAGGAUCAAGAACGGAUCCGCAAGUGCUUGGUAUGAUGUCAAUGUUUGACCUCUCAUGUUUGCUUUAAAUGGCGUGGUUGGUAGAUCUUGUCAACCAGAAUUUUGAGCAGUGUGACACAGCACACAGAUAAGACGCAUAGGAUGAAAUGCCGCCUGGGCUUGUUUUGUGUCAUGUGGCACUGUUCAACAUUCUGCUGUUUGUAAUGAGCGAUUUCUUGCCAGCAUACUUCUUCACUUUUUCAAUACACAUGCAUUGCUAAAUGAGGCACUGCUGACUUUCAAUAGUUCUGUAUGAGCAUCGCAGAUAUGUUGACAUAACUGAUCUUGAUGAGAAAAUAUUUUUUUCAGCCUUUAUGGAGAGGAUAUUGUCCACCCUUAAUACAAUUAAGGUUGUGCAACAGGCACACACACAGCUCUUGACAGAGCUGAAGAAUAAUGCUGAAGAAGCAUGCCCAGAGAACCAAAACCUUCCUGAUCAGCUGCCAUUUUUGACCACAAGAGAGAUGCUUGAUUGGGAUGCUGAACUUGGGGUGAACAAGGAAGCAAAGCUUCGAAUGAAAAGACACAUGGUUGUCCAAGGUGGUGACACCAUAAACCAGAAGACUGCACGCAUCCUAAAGAGUGUGAUGUCGUGGGAUGUGGCAAAACAAUUCAGUUGGUAUGGUGCAAAAGGCAAAAUGAAGUUUUGUGAGCUGAAUAUUUGCAAGCUACUGUGCACCUGCCUGAUAGAAAAUAUCAAGCAGAACCAGGAGGAGGCUACUCUAAAAAACAUAGAAAAAGCAGCCAUGUCUUGGUUCCGCCAUGCCGCAGAACGGGCAGCAGCAGGACAACAAAGGCAACUGAACAAAACUUCAGCACAGGACAACGACGCUCUCAUUUCUUGAGAAAGUGCACCUAAAUUACUGCUUAACUGUGAAAUAAAUACUUUUGGUGAUCACUUCCUGUUGUAUUUUUGUUUUUUUGGUUUCAGAAGUAAAUAGAUUUCACAUAACUGCCGUCCCAUAAAAGUGUGAAGCAGUUAACAAAAGAAAAAAAAGCUACAAGAGAUCCCAAUAACCUCC
Messenger RNA from Dermacentor andersoni, 1782 nucleotides. The record is from RefSeq and is a predicted model, not a curated record. Lineage: Eukaryota; Metazoa; Arthropoda; Arachnida; Ixodida; Ixodidae.